UGUUUCAGUGUGCGACCGCCUUGAAGUGACAGUACUUGGCGUUAGGCAUAGGAAUACCUGGGGUUACAUUUGCAGAUGAAUUUGCAAUCAAACGAAGUAGUUCUUUGCAGCUGAUUGAAAGUAGUCGUGAAAGGGAGGACGAGCUAUAGUGGUGCAGAUAAGUUAUUACAAAUAAGUUAUUUUGCCAUGGCCAGUCCUUCUCCAGCGAAUCCGUUAGGAUAUCUGGUUAAGAGGCAGUAUAACGACAGACUUAAUAUUAAUAAGCAGUUGUUACGAGAAAGACUAUAUUCAGCGCGUAAUUUAUAUAGGAAGGAUCUACUAGCACAUUAUGGUUGUGUAAACGCCAUCGAGUUUUCCAAUAAAGGGGAGCUUCUAGCAUCCGGUGGGGAUGACAGACGAGUGUUGAUAUGGAAUGUUGAACAGGCAGUUCAUGGUGUUGGUAAGCCUGCUGCUAUGCGUGCACAACACAUUAGUAACAUAUUCUGCCUUGGAUUUGACAGUACAAAUAGUAAAGUGUUUUCAGCAGGCAAUGAUGAUCAAGUGAUUGUUCAUGAUGCAAAAACUGGAGAUCCUCUUGACUAUUUUUUGCAUGAACAGCCAGUUUACGGGAUUUCAAUAGAUCCAAUAAAUGAUAAUGUAUUUGCUAGUGCCUGUGAUGAUGGAAGAGUCCUCAUUUAUGACAUUCGUGAACCCCCAAGCACAGAACCAUUUUGCCUUGCCAAUUAUACCUCAGCAUUUCAUGCAGUUAUGUUCAAUCCUGUGGAAUCCAGAAUACUCACAACAGCCAAUUCUAAGGAAGGAGUUGGUCUGUGGGAUGUGAGGAAACCUCUCCAGGUUGUAAUGCGCUAUGGUGGCCAGAAUGCUUCUCAGAGCUGCAUGAGUGUCCGUUUCAAUCAGCGUGGUACUCAGAUCCUUGCUCUUCGCCGCCGUCUGCCGCCCGUGCUGUAUGCCGUACAUUCUCCUUCACACGUCUGUCAGUUUGAUCAUGCUGGGUAUUACAAUUCAUGUACCAUGAAGAGCUGCUGCUUUGCUGGAGAAGAUGAUCAGUAUGUGUUGUCUGGCUCUGAUGAUUUUAAUCUGUAUGUCUGGCGAAUACCUCCAUCAGAAAGUAAAGCUCAGUGGAUUGAUUCGGCACAUAUGAUACUUAAAGGACAUAGAUCAAUUGUCAAUCAAGUACGCUUCAACCCCUCAAACUACAUAAUUGCAUCUUCAGGAGUGGAAAAACUAAUUAAGUUUUGGAGUCCAUUCCCACUGCCAGAAUCAACGGGAAGUCUUUUGUAUGAAAAUGAACCAACUGAUAAACAGAGGAAAGUUUUCACCCAUGAAGAUUACCUAAGUUUGGUGCUCAGGAGUGGCCAGUUCAUGUCUCAUGACUACAGUCACCAGUCUACAAAAGAGGAUCCUCGCAUGAUGGCCUUCUUUGAUUCCUUGGUUCAACGUGAAAUUGAAGGCUGGAGUUCGGAAGGAAGUGUGAGUUCUGAGGUUUCUGCUACUGGUUAUGCAGAGACUUUUCAGGAUGCUUUAGUGUCACCUUCCUCCGAUUCAGAGUCUGCGCAUUCAGAUUCUCAGAUUAUUGAAAUGCAAGCCCUGGCUGCAGCAUAUCUGGAAGCAUUAGAAGGACAAGUUAAUAAUGCACCUGAUCAGAGUGCAGACACAGAAAGACCCCAGCCAGUGGAGACACAGAAUCGAAUCUCCCAAUUAAUUGCAAGAAAACGUGCUCAGUUGAUGCGUUUGGCUCGGACCCGCUCUCAGAGUGAUGACACAUCAGAGACUUUGAGGACAGCAAAUAAGAAGCACAAAACAAGAAUGUUGAUGCUUGAUUCUGGACACAGCACUGAUAGUAGCAAUAGCGGGCGAGAAGUUACAGUAAAUAAACAAGACACUGUGGAUGCUGAAUAUGAUGUGGUAAAUGACAAAGCAAAGAAAAGGUUAAGUGAUGUUGUAAAGAAAGAAAACAUAUCUGGAUAUCAGAAUGGUUCUACAAGUGCAUCAACAUCAAAAAAUUCAAAGAAAUCCGAGACAAAAUCCAGCGGUGAUAAUAGGAAACGAAGGAUGAAGUUCAUGUUGGCUUUUAGUGAGAGUUCUGAUGAUGAUGAAGGCUGGAAACCUUCCCCUCCCAAAAGAAAGUUAUGGAAUGAGGCCAAGAGUUCAGAAGCAAAAAGUAGUGAUACAGAUGCUGUGGGUACUUCUGAAGUAAGUGGCGAUGAAAUGCAAAGUGGUUCUAAGCCACAGCUAAAUGGCGGAAAUGAAAAUGGCCAGAGAAAAUUGACAAAGAAGGUAAAGAGAUUACGGAAACGAAGAGGAAAGCAAAGUGAGUCUGAAAAUGGGACUGUUGUAGAGGACAGUGAUUCAAACACCAGUAGUGACUCUAUGUGGUGUAGAACUAACAGAUCUGAGAGGAGAAAUUCUUCAUAUCAUGACAAAUCUGCGCAGUCGAGCAGUACAAGCAAAUCAGUCAAAAAUAAUAUUGUUGGGAAAUGGAAUGUGAAACGUAAGUGUGAUGGCCAUGAAAAGACGCUGAUAGAAACAUCUUCUAGUUCGUCUGAUAAUGAUGAAGAAAAUUUCAGUCAUAGAGUUCUGCCGAGAAACAAACACAGUGAAGUUCCUAAUUCCACAAAUCCAGAGGCCUUAGCUAAGCUCAAAGUAUCAUAUGCUAGAAAUUUUAAUUACAAUAAGAGUGUAACAAAAGAUGAGUGUGAUAGUACUGGCAGUAAUAACAAUAACAAUGAGUAUGUUAACGGUAGUGGAACUGUGAUUUCAACCAGCCUUCCGAAUCCAUCAACCCCUAAUAUCAAGCAGUCUCUACUUGACGUGGAAACUCCAGACAGUGGCACUGUCAUGGCACCCUCUAGCAGUACCGGCAGUCUUGAGUCAAGCUCUACGUUCAGUCCUCGGCCUGGCAGCAGUGGCGGUAAUCAUCACGUGGAGUCCAACGGUUCUCACAUUGUGGCAACUGAUAAUGAUGGGUCUGAUGACCCUGACUGGAUGAUCUUUAAACGAUUCAAGAGUCGGCUUGACAGAGCCCGUAGAAAUUACAGGAAUCAUAUUGGCGAUUCAGAUUCUAACUAAAUUUGUAAUACUAUUAUGAGAUAAUAGAUGCUUACUUAUUCAUAGCCUUCAGUAGCGUAUGUUAUCUUGUGUGGUCAAACUGCAGACAACAAUUUAGUUUUAUUUCAUAGAGUUUUAAACGUAUUGGUCGAGAAAUAUAAAGUAGCAAGAAUGUGAACUAGGGUGAGGAUUAUUCAUUACCAUUUUUGUACAAAUAUGAAUGAAUAUGUCUUAGGAAGUUUGUCAUUUUGUACUCUUUGCAGUCUUCCCAGACUUGCUGUUCGUUUUACCGUAGUGAUUGGUCAUGUCACUUGUAAAAUGUUACUAAUUGACCCACUAAAUUUCCUCCAUACCCAUACACUUUGUCUUUGUAUACUGCUUAUAUUAAUUCGUAGUUUUUAAGUUGCGCUUUAUAAAUGGGCCUAUUUUUGUCUGCAAUGCCUGAAUAUUGGUGUCUGCGGGUUGUUACCAUUGUUCUGAUAGUGAUACAGUUCAAUUAUUUCUUCCAAGCAUUCAUAGAUCCUGCUAAUAUGAAGAGUUUUGACUAACCAUCAAGUACCUCAAUAUUGGCAAACAUGCUGUGAGUCUGAUAUUUCUUCAUCGUAGAAGCUUCUAAGUUGUUUGUCAUCUGUUUAUCUGGUCAUACUGAACAAACUACAUGCAUUACAGACCUAUGUCUAUAAAUUAAUGUAGUUAAAAAGGAAACUUGUUGCUUAUGAUGUAAAUAUGACUUCUUUUGUGUCUUCCAUUUUAUGAUGAGUUAGAGCAUGUGUGGCGGAUAAUGCAAAACUUCCAGUAUUUCCACAUGUAUAUUUACUGUGUAUCUUUGUUUUUCUGGUAUAGUUAGUAGUUUCAGUUUGUUGCUGCAUUAUUAACAAAUGAGCAUGAUCUUGUAUAAUUUUACUUGUGACAGUAGAUUGAAUGAAUUAUUAGAUUGCAUAUAUUUGUGCAGCUACAUUAAAGUCUAGUCAAUUGGCUGUUUCUAUACAUGAUUUGAAGAUAGCAAUACACCUGAAAGAAGAAUUGCAUUUCUGAGGUAUGAUACAUUCUUACAAUUUACUUACUGCAAAUCUGUCCCCUUUUCACACUGAUUUUUAUUUUUUGUGUUUCAUUAUAGAUAAAUAUUGUAUGUUUUGGUUGGUAACAAUGUAUGGGCGCAAUUUCUGUGAGUAGUGAACAGAUAAAUAGCAAGGUACGUAUUUACCGUCAAGGUAACCCGAGCCAGAUUCUUACAUUGAUCUUCCAGUCUGUAAGUAAAAUGCUGUUUUUUGUUUUUGUUUAGAAAGAUUGAUUUCUGGAAGCAUAUCAUAUUUAUGUAAGAUCAGAGUUGCCAUCGUCACAGAUAAGAUAGGUUAAUUGAUUGUAACAUUGGAAGGUGUAAAUAUACUUUUUAAGUACCCACUUUGAUGUGUUGGUGCUGUAUUGAAAACUGUCUUACUGUGAUUUAUUAUAUAACACAUUAAAUUCCCAUUUAUCCAUUAUACAGAAUGUGGUGAAGCUACACAUGCAUAUAGAGUUUUAGAAUUUACAAUCUGAGAGGAAUUUGUAUGUGGACAUGGUGUAGGCAUUUUAUUGUUAACUGAAGCUCGUAUCAACCACCUCAUAGCUUGUUCUUAUUUUAACUGGAAAACAAGCUUAGUCUAAUCAUCAAAAGAAGCUGUAUUCUAGUUACAGUGUAGUUAAAUGUAUUAGUAUAAGACCAAAUUUUUAUUUAUUUUCUGAUCUGCGCUGAUUGAGUACUUCCGGUUUUAUUUGCGACACUUCUCGCAAGACAUCUGAUAAUUUUUGUUUAUCAUCAUUAGUAUGUAGUAUUUGUUUUAGCUUGCAGAUAUUGUAAUAUCAAAUGUGUCUAAUUCAGCCUGUUAUAUCAACACUGGUGAUGAAUUGUGAUCAUCAGUUGAGAUAUGGACAAGAUCCUACAUUGCAGACAUGAUGCACAGUUAAUCUGACGCAGAGUUUAGCGACCUACUGUUUCAAUUUCUGCAUGUCUUAAUUCAUGUAUCUGAUUUAUGUUCUAUGGGCCUCCACAUAUUGGGAUUUAGAAUGACAGGGGUGUUGAAUUGUUAAGUAAAAUAUUGAUUAAAAAGUUA
Zootermopsis nevadensis is the source of this 5138-nucleotide messenger RNA. RefSeq lists its product as uncharacterized. Gene Ontology annotation, molecular function: protein binding. Gene Ontology annotation, biological process: negative regulation of fatty acid biosynthetic process. NCBI's taxonomy places the organism in Eukaryota, Metazoa, Arthropoda, Insecta, Blattodea, Termopsidae. The record is from RefSeq and is a predicted model, not a curated record. Gene Ontology annotation, cellular component: cytoplasm; Cul4-RING E3 ubiquitin ligase complex.